UUUCUCGGUUAUUAUAUACUUUCCAGGCUGUUUCCAGCAGCUUAUCCAAAUCACGCAAUUCAGCACCCUCUAAUUUCUGCAACUUCUUCCUGAUAUCAUCCUGAGAUUGCCCUAGGAAAAUUAGAGCCAGCUGAGCCUUAGCCUGUUCCGUUUCCACAUCAAGAUCCGUAUAUUUCCUGGCCACUUCUUUAAGUCGCUCCAAAAACACGGACGGAGAUUCUGUCUUUUCCUGUCUGACAUUAUAUAACUUUGACCAAUUUAUUGUUCUUGGCAUAGCAUUCUGUACCCCAACCACUAUCCAAUCCUGGUAUCUCUUCAGACGACUCAUCCCUACCACGGUAUUAUAAUCCCACAUAGGAUCCUCCAUAGGGAAAUUCUGAUCGACCGUCCCGGUGACGACACCCUGCCUGAUAUCCUCCCUAACUCGUUCUCGCGCUGUCCUUAGCACCAUCUCUUUUUCUGUAGAGUCCAUCAGGGUAUCCAGCAAUACUUGUAUAUCAUCCCAGUCAGGAUUCUGGGUUUUCAAGAUCAUUUUUACCACCCUAGCCACCUUACUUGGAUUUUCUCGAUAAGCCCCAGCAGAUUGUUUCCAAAGCACCAAAUCUCCCGGGGAAAAAGGAACUUUAACAUACACAGGUCCCUCUGCUCCUACUCCCUGACGGAGCGGCGCCAAUAAUGCACUGGACGUUUGAAUCCUUGCCUCUUUACCCUGCAUAUCUCGCUGUCGGGUCCGAUGUGAAACUGGGGUGACGGGAUAUUCCCGUUCUUUUCUACAUUCACAUCCUUUAUCUACUUCUAGAUUCUCGUCAUCACUGUCAUCCCUUACUUUCCUGCUUCUUAAAGCAGGUGGGACUGACGGGGCUGGUGGGGCUAUCAACAAAUCAGAAUCAUCAUCAUCUUUCUGAUGUCGCAAAACAUUAUUCACAGCCAUGCAUCCCAUACAUUUCUUCUCACCCACACAGCCUUUACAUUGCUCACUCGAUUUUGUAUUAACAACCAUUAUUCCACACGCCUUUCUCCAUUCAUCAUUGUCCCUUAACAUAAAGAACAGUUCCACAUAUGGGACCUCGUCCCACUUUCCUUCCCGUUUGCAAAAUGACAUUAAUUGCAUAAUCGUAUCAUAGUCUAAAGUUCCAUUCUCCGGCCAGUGGACUUGAUCCUCUAAUUUAUAUUGCGUCCACCACACAUUACAGUAAUCAAUUAAUUUCCCUUUUUGCAUCCCUUGUCCAAACCGCCCCUCCUUCCAGUGACUCAAAAUACACCCUAACGGCGACGACUUUGGUAUUGAUGACAUUCCAAGCUUAUUUCAAUACAGGCUAAUACAGACAAAUUCAAUUUCAAAAUAUGAAAGUAUACCAAAUACUUUACCAGACCAUGAAAGUAUACCAAAUACUUUACCAGACCACUGUUUGCCUGAACCUGCAGGCUAUAUACCGAAUAAUUUACCAGACCAGACCACUGUUGCCGAACCUGCAGGGCUUUCGCCACUGUCUGACGGACGGCGCCUAGGCUUCCCUUGGAGCUCCGUAGCCCAACCACGCACAGCUUUCGCCGUGUCUAACAGGCAGGCUUUUACCAGACCAGGAAAUGGUACCAAUACCAAAUAAUAAAGCACCGUCUCUUACCAAUGCUGUUGGUCCGUCGAGAGCACCGGAGGUCGGUCGCGGUCGAUGGCUCCCCGAGAAUCACUCGGUGCCGGCUGGAGCUGGAUCGAUGCGCAAGCCGCCUCAGCAAUGCCCGCGAGGUCCCAUCUGGGUCGCCAAAACUGUUAGCCGAGAGAAGAACACAUAACCACUCUAAGGAGGUUAUAUGUGGUGCUUUAUUCCGAGGCCCCGGGAACCAGGGGUACCCACCCAAAUCUGGUUCCGAAGACCGUUACAACGUGCUCACAAUUUAUCCUGUAAAGUAUUACAUAUGCAUCACCUUUCCCACUAUGCUGAUACAUAUUCAUGACCUAUCCCCGCUUCGUAUUAUAAUGAGUACAAAAGUCAUUUCCAUAUGUUCUGCGCUUGCGCAGUGCCUCCUGGUGGUCGUGGGCAGGGGUCUCAAGAUGAAGUAAGUAGUCUUCCUCAGAUGAAGUAAGACGUCUUCCUCGCUGUGUACUUUUCACCUUUUGAGUCCUGGAUAGGUUCCAACGAUGAUGCUUUCACCAGCAUUCUUCUUAUCUCUUUCUGACUGGUACUGGUAUGCAUCUUCGUUUCUUAUCUUAAAGGUUCUGCUUUGAAGUAACCUGGGGAGUACUGCUUCGCCUGGGGAGUACUGCUUCGCUUGGAUAGUCUCAUAUAUUUAUCUCCACAUCCUAGUUACCAAACUUUCCAGUAGCCUUGAGUGCAGACACCCAGCUCGGCCAAGGUCUGUCUUUGCUGUCAGGACUUUUUAUGCGGUACUAAAAAAACUCAGCAAGUUUCAAACUGUUAGCAACAGGCUUAACGGAACAUAAAUCAAGCAACUCACAAGUCUAAUUACUCUAUAUAUCUAACACCUUGGCCAUUUCCGCCGCUCUCCACUGAGGCGCCCAUCAGUGUCCCGCCAGCAGGGCAGGCCAGGCCAGGCCAGCGCUAGCCCCGGGCACGUUUGCUUGGAGAGCACCCGUGUACCUGCAGACGCGCGGCAGAGACCUCCCGCCGCUCCGGCGACCCCGGCGCCUUCCCGCGCUGCGCCCGGCCUCGCCUCAGGCGGCGGCGGGGCACAGGCGGCGGGAGGGGGCGGAGCGCCUCUGACGAGCAGGAGGAGGCGGGCGCCCCUUCCCCCAACCGCUUCGGCUCUGAGCGUCCCCCGCCGCCUCCCCGCCACCGGGCACGGCUGUACAGCGGCCGGCGACCUCCUUCACCCUUCGCGGGCCGGGCUGCCGUUCCUCACGUCUCCGCGCCUCGCCAGCCGCCCCGCCGCACCGCCCCCGGGGUCGCCCCCUCCCGCCCUUUCCUUCCACUGACGCAGUCUUUGCCGCACCAGCUCUAACAUGGCGGCGAGGCGCUGAGGAGCGCGGGGCGACGCGGGCCGCGAGCGGGAGUUUUUGAAGGAAGAAGGGAGCUGAUCUCUCAGGAUUGCCCUGCAUAGCACAUUUUUGUGUUAUUUAAACUUUUGAAGCCAUGGGAGUAAAGGUCCAGAGACCUCGUUGCUUUUUUGACAUAGCCAUCAACAAUGUACCUGCUGGAAGAGUGGUCUUUGAACUGUUUUCAGAUGUGUGUCCAAAGACAUGUGAAAAUUUUCGCUGCCUUUGCACAGGUGAAAAGGGUACAGGAAAAUCCACCCAAAAGCCAUUGCAUUAUAAAAGUUGUCUGUUUCACAGGGUUGUGAAAGAUUUUAUGAUCCAAGGAGGUGACUUCAGUGAAGGAAAUGGCAGGGGAGGAGAAUCCAUCUACGGUGGCUUUUUUGAAGAUGAAAGCUUUGCUGUAAAGCACAACAAAGAAUUUCUUCUUUCAAUGGCCAACCGAGGGAAAGAUACAAAUGGUUCACAGUUCUUUAUAACAACUAAACCUACACCUCACUUAGAUGGACAUCAUGUUGUUUUUGGACAAGUCAUCUCAGGUCAAGAAGUUGUGAGAGAAAUAGAAAACCAGAAAACAGAUGCAUCUAGUAAACCAUAUGCUGAAGUACGCAUACUGAGUUGUGGAGAGUUAAUCCCAAAAUCCAAAGCCAAGAAAGAUGAAAAGAAAAGGCACAAGUCAUCUUCCUCAUCUAGUGACUCGGAAAGUUCAAGUGAUUCAGAAUCAUCUUCUGAUUCAUCAUCGGAUUCUGAGAGUGCUUCAGAAGAGAAGUCUAAAAAACGAAAAAAGAAACAAAAGAAAAAUUCCAAGAAACAUAAGAAAGAAAAGAAAAAGAGAAAGAAAAGCAAGAAAAGCUCUUCCAGUGAAAGUGAAGAUGAAAAUGCUGAAGCACAACCAGUGUCUACUGUCCGUCCUGAAGAAAUUCCUCCCGUACCUGAAAACCGGUUCCUGAUGAGGAAAAGUCCUCCUAAAGCAGAUGAGAAAGAAAAAGAGAGGAAAAGCAGAGAGAAGGAAAGGGAAAGUAAUCUAUCGAAUUCACAGUCAACAUACCAGAGGAGGCUGUUAGUGACCAGAUCUGGACGGAAAAUAAAAGGAAGAGGACCAAGGCGUUACCGGACACCUUCCAGGUCCAGGUCAAGAGAUCGAUUCCGACGCAGUGAAACUCCUCCACAUUGGAGGCAAGAAAUGCAAAGAGCUCAAAGAAUGAGAGUAUCUAGUGGAGAAAGAUGGAUAAAAGGGGACAAGAGUGAAAUAAAUGAAAACAGAAAAGAUAAUCAAAAAAGCCCAGGAAGAGGAAAAGAGAGAAAAAUAUCAGACCACAGACAAGUUUCUGAAAGCCCAAGCAGAAGAGGGGAAAGAGAGAAGAAAAAAGAUCACAAAUCCAGCAGUAAAGACAGGGAGACAAGAAGGAAUUCAGAAAAAGAUGACAAACAUAACAAAAGCAAGGCCAAGAAAAGAGCUAAAUCUAGAAGCCAUAGUAAAAGCCGAGAGAAAUCAAAAAGUAAAGAAAGAGACUCUAAGCACAGUAGGCAUGAUGAAAAGAGAGCAAGAUCAAGAAGCAAAGAGAGAGACCAUGAGAAAGGUAGAGAAAAACGCUAUGAUUCUAGAGGGAGGGAUAAAGAAAGAAGUAGGAGCAAGGAGAGAAGUAAAAGGGCAGGCUCACGAAGUAAUGAACAAGACCAUAGGAAGAGUAAAGACAGGGAGAAACGUAGAUCAAGAAGCAGAGAGCGUGAGCAUGCUAGAGGAAAACAUAGUUCCAGCAGUAGAACAAGGGAUCGAAGCAAAAGCCGAGAUAGGGGUAGGAGAGGAAGAUCAAGAAGCAGAGACAGAGAUCGCAGCAGAAGUAAAGACUAUUCAAGGAAUAGAGAUAGAGAAACGAGAAGAAGAGGAAGAUCAAGAAGCAGAGAAAGGAGAGGUACACCAGAUAGAUACAGAGGAAGAGAAAAUAGGAGGAGGAGAGAAUCAAGGAGCUCAGAGAGAGAGGAAAGUCAAAGCAGAAACAGGGAGAGGUACUCAAAUAGAGAAAGUAGAAGCUCAUAUAAGAGGAAUGAUUCUGAAAGCCAAAGGAAGAGGCGUUCAAAAAGCCGUGAAAGUAGCAGUCCUGAAUCCAGUAAAGAUAAGAAGUCUAGUAGAGAUCAGGAUAGAAGUCCAGACUCAAAAAAGAGACCAAGUAGCAAAGAGAGAGAAUCAAAAAGGUCAUAUUCACGCAGCAGUAAAGAAAAGGAAAAAACCAGAUCCUCAGCAGAAAAAGAAAUAAACCAAAAAUCAAAGAGUCAGGAAAGAGAUCAUGCCCCUAGUAAGGAUAAAAAGUCUGACCACGAAACAAGUCCUGGAACAGACGACGACAGGCACGGAUGAGUUUGUGGACUUAAUGUUUCCAUUGUCUCAAAGUUUUAGAGACAUUUUGGGGAACGCCUUUUUUUAAGAUGUGGACUUCAGUUUGGUCUUUUGAUAAUCUAAAACCUGGAUCAUUUGUACUGCUAAAGUUUUAAUAAACUUGAAAUGAAAAACGA
Molecule: messenger RNA, 5500 nt
Organism: Strigops habroptila (Kakapo)
Lineage: Eukaryota; Metazoa; Chordata; Aves; Psittaciformes; Psittacidae
Gene: PPIG
Product: peptidylprolyl isomerase G
Exons: 14
Coding region: 3090-5345 (751 amino acids)
Biological process (GO): protein folding; protein peptidyl-prolyl isomerization
Cellular component (GO): nucleus
Molecular function (GO): peptidyl-prolyl cis-trans isomerase activity
Source: RefSeq, a predicted model, not a curated record